AUGGCUUCAAAAAAAAGUGGUGCUGAAAGCAAACAAAGUACGCUGAUGAAAUUCGUCAAAAAAAGUCAAAGUGAAUCAAAUGAGCUGGCCUCGGAGAAAAAAACCAAAUUUGUGUGGAAAUCAAAAGUUUCAACAGCAGCUGCUACUUGGACACCUCCUUUCAAAACCAAUCCUGAAAACACACCCAGGAAAAAUGAUGCUACAAAUAUAAAUACUAAGGACAGUAGUAAAUCACCAAGAUUAUUAUCAGACCUGAAUAUCAAUAAUACUCAAACUCCACUGCUUAAAAAUAAGCUUGACAAUGUUCAAAAAGUAAGUGAUAAUCAGAGCAACGACCUAUUUGAAGCUAUGGAUGUGGAUUUCAACCCGUCCCAUGAAAGAACACCAUCACCGGUAAUAGCCAAUAGAACAAUAAGAAUAAGUGCUACACCUACUCCUCCAAAAAAUAAAAUAGGAGACAAUACUCGUAACAAAAAGUCUUUAAGAACACCACAAAAGAAAAGUCCAGUUAAAGACAAGGAUCCCUUAAAAAACCUAAACCUAGAUGGAUCAGUUUCGAAUUUACUAAUAAAAAUAUCAUCACACCCAGCCUUAAGGACAUCAGAAAAGGAUGAAAAUGCAAUGAUUGUUAAUGAGUUGGAAGAAUGUAAAUCAUUGUACAUAGAAUUACUUGAGAAAAUAAGUAGUGCCUUUGAUAGGAUUCCGAACUGUAUUAAGGAAAAAUUUCCUGGAUACGAUUGUAAAACUUAUUCUAAAAUGAAGCAUUUAAGCACUAAGUUAAAAUGUGCUAUUAAUCGAGCUGUUCAAAAAACAAACACUUUUGACUCAACAUUGAACAAAACAAGUUCACAAAAUAGCACAAAUUUAAAUGGCCAUGUAAGCUCAUCAGUGGGUGACAUAGAUGAUCUUGAAGACUUUGACAUAGACUGUAGUAAAGCUAUAAAAAGUAAAUCUGAAAGUGCACACAAUUCAUUAUUAAAUACUCCAGAAACAUCAACACCAGAUAUACUAACAUCUAAUAAAAAUCAACCUCGUAAAACUAUUUACUCACAAAUAACAACUAAGAAACCAUUGUCCUUUGAUGUGUUUUCACCAAUUAACGACAGUUCAAAGAAUUUAGAUUCAAGUGUACAAUCAGAAGCAGAAAAUGUCAGUUUAUGUGAUAGUGUUAAUAAGAGUAAAGGAAAAUUUGUUUUUAAAAGGCCUUCUAGAUUACAUAAUGGAGAUUCUACAGGUAAUACGACACCUAAUAUAGACGUGCCUUCUAAUACAUUAGAAAGAUUAAAAAUUGCAUCAGAAAAGCUAAAACCAUUAGAAAACAAAGAACAGCCGAAGGUUUCACCAGUUGAAAAUAGUUCUGUUAAGUUCCAACCUCCUCACUUCAGUAAGAGUUCUUUAAUGGGACUUGAUAAUUCCGAUUCUGUAGUCUCUCUAGUACCUCAUGAAAAUCUGACCAGUGAUGACAUGGAUGAUACAGACGAAUAUGCAAUUCCUAUAGACAUGGAUGACGAAACAGAUAUUCUACCAGAAAGCUCAAAAGCGAGUGUUAUAAAUAUAAGUGAUUCUAUUCCAAGCAGUGGUAAUAUACAAGUUAUUAAUAACAAAGAGAUACCAGUUGAUGAAGAUGGUUGGCCAGAAUAUAGGAUAGAAGAUUUCGAAGAUGACAUGGUUGCAGCUGAAAAAGAUCAAGAAGUUAUUAAUUUGAUGGAACAGUCUGUAGUCAAAGAUGAUGUGCCAACGAAAUAUGAAGGGAUGGGAGAUUUUCACGUGGGUACUCAUAAUGACGGAAUUACGGGAGAGUUCGAUGGGCUUGACUACCCGCAUUCAGCACUGAUGAUGGAAAUGUUCAAGGAGAAGUUUGGUCUCAAAUCCUUCCGACCAAAUCAGCUACAAGUGAUCAACGCCACUCUGUUAGGUCACGAUUGCUUCGUCCUCAUGCCUACAGGCGGAGGCAAAUCACUUUGUUACCAGCUGCCCGCUGUACUUACACCUGGAGUGACUAUAGUGGUAUCCCCGCUAAAGUCGUUAAUACUGGAUCAAGUGAACAAGUUGUUGUCUCUCGAUAUCCCAGCAGCUCAUUUAUCCGGCGACGUUUCGCUGGCUGCCUGUGACGAGAUCUAUCACAAGCUGUCCAUGCGGGAGCCGCUGCUUAAGUUGCUCUAUGUCACUCCAGAGAAGAUCAGCAACUCCCCCAAGUUCCAAAGCAUGCUGGAUACGCUAUACUCUAGAGGGAAGAUUGCCAGGUUCGUCAUAGACGAGGCUCAUUGCGUGUCGCAAUGGGGGCACGACUUCCGUCCGGACUACAAGCGCUUGUUUAUAUUACGGGAGCGUUUCCCCACCACCAACAUAAUGGCGCUGACCGCCACGGCCACACCGCGCGUGCGCAUGGACAUACUGCACCAGCUGAAGGUCACCAGCUGCAAGUGGUUCCUCUGCAGCUUCAACAGGCCCAACCUCGCAUACAGGAUAUUGGAGAAGAAGCCCAAGUUAGUUAAUCAGGAAAUUGCCAAAAUCAUCAAGGAAAAGUUUUUCAGGGAUUCCGGUAUAGUUUACUGCUUAUCGCGAAAGGAAUGUGAAACUUUGACGUUGGAUCUACGGAAAGUGGGUAUUCAGGCAGCCGCCUAUCAUGCAGGCCUUACUGACAAGAAGCGGGAAUCGGUUCAAGCUAGCUGGGUAGCGGACAAGUUUAAAGUGAUCUGUGCGACCAUUGCUUUUGGUAUGGGAGUGGACAAAGCCGAUGUGAGAUAUGUCAUUCACCACAGCCUGCCCAAGUCUGUGGAGGGAUACUAUCAGGAGGCGGGGAGGGCGGGGAGAGACGGGGAACUUGCUACCUGUCUCAUGUACUAUUCCUAUAGUGAUGUAAUGAGAUACAGAAGACUCUUGGACAUGGAACGCAACGCGAGUACGGAGGUGAAGAGGGUCCACAUUGAGAAUCUGCUCCGAAUGGUGGAGGUGUGCGAGAGUGUGACGGAGUGCCGGCGCGCGCAGGUGCUGGCCUACCUCGGCGAGCGCUUCCUGCGCGACGCCUGCGCGCGCGACCCGCGCACCGCCUGCGACAACUGCCUCGCCGCGCACCACUACACGCCAGUGGACGUGACGGAGGAGUGCAAGCUGAUCGUGCGGUGCGUGCGCAGCCUGGGCGCGCGCGGCGGCUUCACGCUGCUGCAGCUGGCCGACGUGCUGCGCGGCUCCAACCAGCAGCGCCUGGCCGGCCUGCGCGACGCGCCCGUGCACGGCAGAUGCAAGUCUUGGGAGCGUGGUGGUGCCCAGCGGCUGUUGAGGCAGCUAGUGGUGCGUGGGAUUCUGGGGGAGCGCCUCGUCGUCAACAACGACAUCGCCACCGCAUAUCUGCAGCUCGGACCCAACGUUGACAAACUGAUGUCGGGGGGUCUCCGCAUAGUGUUCCCGAUGAAGAACGAGCGCAAGUCCAGCCUGGUGGCGCCCGUGGCGUCCAGCUCUGGAGUGGACAACACCUCAAUAAACGCCCUCAUCAAGAGGAUCGAGGAGCGGUGCUACGCUGACCUGGUGGAGGCUUGCCGUGAGAUGGGUGCAGCUCGUGGGGCGUCAUUGGCGGCGGUGUUCCCGCAGGCGGCGCUCAAGGCGAUGUCGGUGCGCCUGCCCGAGCGCGCCGACGACAUGCUGGCGCUGCCGCACGUCACGCGCGCCAACUACGACAAGUACGGCGCCGGCCUGCUCGCCAUCACCGCGGCGUACGCAGUCGAGAAGAUGGGCUUACUGAUGCAAUACCAAGAUGAACUCGAAGCUGAGAAGAAGAAAGAGAACGACUUCGACGAAGAUGAAGAUUCGGAAACGGACUGGAGCCACGUGGCUCGUAGUGCGCAGUCCGACUGCAGUCCUGCGUCGCGCACGCGUGCCAGCAACUUCCGUGGAAAUAACUACCGACAAAGGGGCGGAGUUCGGAAGAGGUUUAAACGCAAGGGCGCAUCGGCUGCGAAGAAGAAAGCGGCCCGGGGAGCGUAUGCAGCCCGCGGAGGUGCCGGCAACAAGCUAGGCAGCAUGCCAGUCCCUCGUACCAACACGGCCGCCCUCAACACGCGGCCCGGCGUCUUCAAGAACUCCAAGCUGAACCUCAUGUGA
Parnassius mnemosyne (clouded apollo) is the source of this 4098-nucleotide messenger RNA. Lineage: Eukaryota; Metazoa; Arthropoda; Insecta; Lepidoptera; Papilionidae. The record is from the annotation of a GenBank genome assembly.